AGGGUCGCAACAGGGAGAUGGAAAAGCAUGAGCAGGAGCAGUGCUUUCGUCCUCAAUUGGCCUAUACUCUGACGUUCGCUUUUAAAAGAGCGCUGUCCUUCUUUCUUUCCUCCCAACUACCACGUUGCGCUAUAUAACUCUCCUCAUCCCGUCAUCCUCAAGCACUCUAACGAACCAGCCAUGUCACAUACCCCACAGUCUGGCAGAGCUACGCCUUUGCACUUCAGAGAUAUCGUGAGUUGUCACCUUAGCCCAUGGCACUUCCACUGUCACUCUGGCCCGCUUUCCCCCACGGAGACCGCUCACGAGAUUCAUGGACAUGACCAUACCCUCACACACGCCAAACAUGUUGGAGAGCACGUACUGAAUGUUCUCUCACAACAGGUUCACGAUGUCAUGAGACACUACAAGAGCGAGAAGGAGUCAGAAGCUCACAGGAUCUUCCGUGAAUCUGCGGGGCACAAGCCUAAAGGCGUUCUCCCUCAGACCGUGAACCCAGAUGAGGAGACGGUACCAGGUAUCAAGCACCCUGGCAGUACCGGUGUUAUUUACUGCUCCGACCGUGCCAUGGCCAACGGGUUUUCGUAUGCGUCUUCUCAUGAAUGGGCUAAUCUGGGGCAAGGCGCACCGGAAGUUGGUCAAAUCCCCGACGCGCCUCCAAGGCCUACUGUGGUUGAGCUGCCAACUGAUUCAUUGGAGUAUGCUCCUACUACCGGUGUCAAAGCGCUGAGAGAGGCGGUCGCAAACUUGUAUAAUGUCACUUACCGUCAGGGUAAGAAGAGCCAGUAUACCUUCGAGAACGUUUGUAUCGUUCCUGGGGGCCGUGCUGGUCUGUCACGUGUCGCAGCCGUCAUCGGUGAUGUCUACUGCUCAUACCAAAUCCCGGAUUAUACCGCCUAUGACCAGGUUCUUUCUGCGUUCAAACGUCUGGUUCCUGUUCCCACCGCGCUGGAGCAUGAGAACGAAUAUCGUAUGGAUUUGAAGCAAAUUCGCAAAGACAUCCGAAUCCAAGGUCUCGAGGUCAUUAUUGCGUCGAACCCACGUAACCCCACUGGCCAAGUCAUCCAAAACUCUGAACUUCAGGAUUUAAUCACGCUGUCUCAUGAGACUAGCACUACUGUCAUACUUGAUGAGUUCUAUUCGUGGUAUAUCUACCCCGAAGAUGAAGCCGACUUCGGUAAAUCAGUCUCCUCUGCAUCGUUCAUUGAGGAUGUCAACGAGGACUCCGUCGUUAUCGUUGACGGUCUUACCAAGAACUGGCGUCUCCCUGGUUGGCGUGUCUGCUGGGUCAUAGGACCUAAGAACCUAGUUACUGCGCUUUCUCAGUCGGGGUCCUUCUUGGAUGGAGGGGCCAACCACCCACUUCAACUUGCCGCGAUUCCUCUUCUUGACCCCAAACGUGUCGAAAUUGAGCGCUUGGCAUUGCAAAAACACUUUAAGCACAAGCGUGAUCAUGUCUUGAAGCGUCUUGAGAACAUGGGUCUGAAAGUCGACAUCCCUCCCCAGGCGACAUUCUACAUCUGGUUGAACCUCGAGCAUUUACCUGCUCCUAUCAACAACGGAUUGACCUUCUUUGAGGAGCUCUUGAAGGAGAAGACGAUCGUCAUCCCUGGUAUCUUCUUUGAUAUCAACCCUGCGCAUCGACGCAACCUAUUCAACUCACCUUGCCAUCACUUCGUGCGGUUGUCUUUCGGACCGCCUCUGGAGGAUCUGGACAAGGGUCUUGACGCUAUUGGACGCGUGUUGAGGAAAGCCAAGAAGGACGGGAUGAAUGCAUUUGGACAUAGCUAUAAGAAGAGUGUGGAUGGUACUUUCACACCUAAGUUUGUCUAAGCUAUGAAGAGGCGGGGGAUAGUACAUGAGAGCACAACAGAUACCUUAGAAUUUCUUGGAGAAUACACGACAUACACAGGUUGGUAUGUAUCUAAUGAGCUUCUUCCAUUGGGCAUGUAUACCAGUAACUCUUGUAAUGUGUACUAUGGCAUGGCAGAAUUCUGGCUGC
Molecule: messenger RNA, 2002 nt
Organism: Somion occarium
Lineage: Eukaryota; Fungi; Basidiomycota; Agaricomycetes; Polyporales; Cerrenaceae
Source: the annotation of a GenBank genome assembly